Molecule: messenger RNA, 1104 nt
Organism: Cotesia glomerata
Lineage: Eukaryota; Metazoa; Arthropoda; Insecta; Hymenoptera; Braconidae
Exons: 4
Coding region: 1-1104 (367 amino acids)
Source: RefSeq, a predicted model, not a curated record
AUGAUCCAAGUACUAAUCGUCAAUGAGAGAGAUUUAAGUACUACGCGAACUUGUAGUAUCAAUUGUGAUAUUAGUACGAUAAAAAAUACCAUAAAUCACAAAGAAUGUCGAAAAUUUCGAGACUGUCGUUUUAUGACCAAUUCUUUCAAAGUUUGCAAGGAAAAAGAAGGAAAGUCAAAACGUUACAGAUGGUUUGAAAACAGAUAUUUCCAUCGGUUUGGCGGAAACAGAGGAACAAACUGUAGCGAACAGAUGCAAUCCCUAGAAGCUCAUUUCGAUAUUUCCGAAAUGCGCUUCUGCGAUUACUGUGUAUGCACUUGUGUGGCACAACCGAAGCGAUCUAACAACGUUGUCACGGCUAUCAGUUUCAGAGAUCAAGUAACAAAUAUCUAUCAAAACAUAAUUGUUGUCGGUGUACGAUUUGUGAAGAAAGACUUCAUGAUCCAUAUUCAAAUAAAAGAAAGGCCACUAAGAAGACGUUGGUUGAAUGAUUCAGGUUCUUGGAAAGAGCUGGAAAAUUUUGAUGUCAAUGAGCAGACUGGACGAUUUGUUUUGAUUAAUAACAACACGGAAAGUCCACUGUUUGUCGGGAUUGACUAUGGACAUCCGAAGAUCAUUAACUUUGAUGAUUUAAUUGCACCUAAAGGUUUUGUUGUAACAGGUGUUAGAUUAGGAUUCGUAGAACACACCCUCGAUUAUCGAAAAUUCAAGACAAAACCUAUUGAACUACAAAUUAGAGUAACCCCAUUCGAUUAUACUCAAGGACAGCUUAUUGAUCUUCAUAAAACAUAUUGGAUAGCUCCGGAACAUCAAAGUCACAAUAACAGAAAAAAUUUAAAUCUUCCACAUCCGGAUGACCCUACAAAGUCAUCAAAAAAUGUAAUUGACUCAAAGGCAAACCAAUUUAUAAAAUUUCGAGCUUCUGAUUUAAAGAAAGAUGCCGGACAAUCAACAGUGCCAUUUUUUGAUGCUUUGGAAGCAGAAGGUAACCCUAAUUUUCCUUUGGGAGGUAUUGGAAUCAUUCAUCGUGGACAGAAAGGAUUCGGUGGAUUUUUGGGAUUUAAAAUUUUUGAGUUAGAUCUUUCUAAGUACUUCAAGGCAUAA